This is a messenger RNA of Plasmopara halstedii, 1848 nucleotides long. RefSeq names its product glycerol-3-phosphate dehydrogenase. The transcript has a single exon. Gene Ontology annotation, cellular component: glycerol-3-phosphate dehydrogenase (FAD) complex; mitochondrion. Gene Ontology annotation, biological process: glycerol-3-phosphate metabolic process. NCBI's taxonomy places the organism in Eukaryota, Oomycota, Peronosporomycetes, Peronosporales, Peronosporaceae. Bases 1 to 1848 code for a protein of 615 amino acids. The record is from RefSeq and is a predicted model, not a curated record. Gene Ontology annotation, molecular function: glycerol-3-phosphate dehydrogenase (quinone) activity.
AUGUCUUCCUUUGCCUUCCGUCGUGCGUCUAAGCGCGUAGCGCUCAUUAGCGCAGGCGUUGUUAGCGUAUCUGGAUUCGCAGGAUCCUCCAUUGUGUCGGCCAAAGAGCCACAUCGGCUCGUAGCGCCAAUAAAAUGCGAUGAUGGUUCGACCAUCAUUCCGUACGAAACACCAUCACGUGCUGUGCAACUUCAGCGCCUCAAACAAGAGCAUUUUGACGUACUUGUAAUCGGUGGUGGUGCCACAGGAUCUGGCUGUGCAUUGGACGCGGCAACACGCGGUCUAAAUACGGCAGUUGUCGAAGCUCAUGACUUUGCUGCAGGUACGUCUGGUCGCUCGACGAAGCUCAUUCAUGGCGGAAUCCGAUACCUUGAAACAGCUUUCAUGAAGCUUGAUUACGCAGCUUAUAAGCUGGUCAACGAAGCUCUUGAAGAGCGCUCAUUUUUCCUCUCAGCUGCUCCGUAUAUGAAUCGUCCUCUACCGAUCAUGAUUCCUAUCUAUAAGUGGUGGGAAGUGCCAUACAUGUGGGUUGGAGCUAAAGCCUACGACAUUGUGGCUGGAAGUAAGCGCUUUGUGCCCAGUAGCUACUACAUCAACGCUGAAGAGGCCAUGUUUCAGUUCCCCAUGCUUCGUAAAGAAGGUCUUAAAGGAGCUAUUGUGUAUUACGAUGGCCAGAUGAAUGACACACGCAUGAACGUAUCUAUUGCGCUCACUGCUACGCAAAAUGGCGCUACAGUUGCGAACUACGUUGAAGUAAUGCAUCUUUUGAAGGAUGAAGAAGGAAAAGUGCGUGGCGCUCAUGUGAAGGACACUUUAACCGGGGAAGAAUGGAAUAUAAAGGCUCAUGCUGUCGUAAACGCCACAGGUCCAUUCACAGACACGAUUCGACAAAUGGAUGAUCCCAAAAAAGACAAGAUUUGUGUACCUGCUGCAGGCGUACACGCCGUGCUACCUGAUCACUUUAGUCCAACUCGAAUGGGAUUAAUCGUACCCAAGACAAGUGACGGCCGUGUCUUAUUUUUCUUACCUUGGGAGAAUGGAACACUAGCUGGUACGACCGACUCGCAGUCGGAGAUUACAAUGCUGCCUUCUCCCACUAAGGAAGAAGUGGACUUUAUAAUCGAUGAAGCUAAUCGGUAUCUUGCCAAGAGCGUGACUCGCAACGAUGUCAAGUCGGCCUGGUCAGGUAUUCGUCCGUUGGUUAAGGAUCCACGUCAUUCGGAUGGGUCGACGUCUAAGAUUUCUCGCGAACACAUUGUCGAGGUGUCGGAGUCUAACAUGGUGACGAUUGCUGGGGGUAAGUGGACAACAUAUCGUCGCAUGGCUCAAGACGCUAUUGAUAAGCUUAUCGAGACGGUUCCGGAGAUCAGUUCCAAGGCUUUACCUUGCAAGACAAAGGACGUGGGGCUCAUUGGAGCGGACCGAAUUGGUGAAGUGUGCAACAAGAAGUUUGACAAGAUAACUGUCACUUUGCGUGAGAGCUACAACUUGGAUAAGGAUGUGGCCGAGCACUUGAUGCGUAAUUACGGCACGCGUGCGUUGCAAGUCGCGGAGAUUGAACAAAAAGGCUUUUUGGACCGCAAACACAGCGACCACCCGCGUCGUCUCCAUCCAAAGUAUCCGUACUUAGAGGCGGAAGUGGUGUUUGCUGUCCGACAAGAAUAUGCUCAAAAAGCGACUGACAUUCUAGGACGUCGGAUGCGUCUGGCUUUUAUUGACAGCAGUGUGAGCACGGAGAUGAUGCCACGUGUGGUGUACAUGAUGGGAGAGCUACUUGGAUGGUCAAAGGCACGUCGCGAGCAGGAGAUGGCGGAGUGCAAGGAGUACUUGGCGACUAUGCACAAUUAG